Tachyglossus aculeatus (Australian echidna) is the source of this 1080-nucleotide messenger RNA. RefSeq names its product putative olfactory receptor 52P1. Gene Ontology annotation, cellular component: membrane. Lineage: Eukaryota; Metazoa; Chordata; Mammalia; Monotremata; Tachyglossidae. The record is from RefSeq and is a predicted model, not a curated record. Gene Ontology annotation, molecular function: olfactory receptor activity; G protein-coupled receptor activity. The coding region runs from base 76 to 1080 and encodes 334 amino acids. The transcript is spliced from 2 exons. Gene Ontology annotation, biological process: G protein-coupled receptor signaling pathway.
ACCAAUGACAAGAGGCCACGGUCAUUUCUCUAUCUGAGAAAAGGAGGAGAUGGUCCCAGGCGUCCUCUGCCCGUGAUGUCUCUCGCCAACCACAGUCACAUCAACCCCACCUCCUUCUUCCUGAUGGGCAUCCCCGGGCUGGAGUCAGCCCACUUCUGGCUGGCCUUCCCCUUCUGCUCCAUGUACCUCCUGGCUGUGCUGGGCAACACCAUGGUCCUCCUGGUGGUGGCCACGGACGCCGGCCUGCAGCAGCCCAUGUUUCUCUUCCUGAGCAUGCUGGCCACCCUGGACCUACUGCUCUGCUCUGCCACCGUGCCCAAGAUCCUUGCCAUCUUCUGGUUUGACGCCAGCCAGAUCUCCCUGGAGGCCUGUGCGGCCCAGAUGUUCUUCAUCCACGGCUUCUCGGCUGUGGAGUCAGGCGUGCUGCUGGCCAUGGCCGUGGACCGCCACGUGGCCAUCUGCCGGCCCUUGCACUACGCCACCAUCCUGACCCGUGCAGGUGUGGCCAAGAUGGGGGCCACAGCCUUCCUCCGGGGCCUGGGCCUCAUGACCCCGCUGACCUGCCUGGUGCAGCGCCUGCCCUAUUGCUCCCAGGUCAUCCGGCACUCGUAUUGUGAGCACAUGGCAGUGGUCAAGCUGGCCUGUGGGGACACCACGCCCAACAACAUCUACGGCAUCACGGCCGCCACCCUGGUGGUGGGCAUGGACGUGCUGGGCAUCACCGUCUCCUACGUGCUGAUCCUGCGUGUGGUCCUAGGCCUGUCAACCCAGGAGGCCCAGGCCAAGGCCUUUGGCACAUGCGGCUCGCACCUGUGCAUCAUCCUUAUGUUCUACACACCAGCCCUGUUCUCCUUCUACACCCAGCGCUUCGGCCGCCAUGUCCCGCCCCACAUCCACAUCCUCCUGGCCGACCUCUACCUGUUGGUGCCGCCCAUGCUCAACCCCAUCAUCUAUGGCAUGAAGACCAGGCAGCUUCGGGACCGGGUGAUCUGGAGCAUCCACAGAGGCCUGGUUCCGGCUCGGUGGGGUCUUUCCCACCACCCCCGACCCCGUGCCACACAUGGUGCCUUUCCUCCAUGA